GAAAUCUAUAAGAACAAUUUUCUUUGUUGUGUUACUCGGGAAAGUCUUAUUAUUCUCAUUCUAAUGUUUGUCCUAUGAUUUGUAUGUUGAUUUUAUUUUCUUACACUCUGUUUAUGAUACACCAUUGUCAUCCUAAACGCAUUUAAAUAUCAAAUCCUCUUUCUAGAGACCGCUCCAGCAGUUUUUCCUUCAGUGAAAAAGAAACGGGAACUGUACCACAAAAUUUUUAUUUUAUUUACAGUUAUUUCAAAUUCUUUAAUUUAUAUAUAUAUAAAAGAAAGAAACCACUUCGCUAGAUACUCUUCUUCUCUGUAGCCUAUAUCGGCUUCCCGAAACGGGAAGAUCAACUUUGAAAAUGGCUAUUUCUGAGUCUCCCAAGAACCCAGUGCUUCAUCAGGAGAAAGUUAUAGUUCAAAACAAACACGGUGAAACUCUCCUAGGCGUAUUGCAUGAAACUGGAUCUAGGGAAAUUGUAAUCUUAUGCCAUGGUUUUCGAUCCACAAAAGAAGACUGUAUCAUGGUGAAUCUUGCUGUUACUUUAGAAAAAGAAGGGAUCAGUGUAUUUCGUUUUGACUUUGCUGGGAAUGGGGAAAGUGAAGGUUCUUUUCAGUUUGGUAACUAUUACAGAGAGGCCGAUGAUUUGCAUGCUGUGAUCCAGCACUUCCGUGAAAUAAAUCGUGUAAUUAAUACAAUUCUUGGGCACAGUAAAGGUGGAGAUGUGGUCCUUUACGCGUCUAAGCAUCAUGAUAUCGACAAUGUUAUCAAUGUUUCUGGUUGCUAUGACUUGAAACGAGACAUUGAAGAACGCAUAGGAGACAAUUUUAUGCAGAGAAUUGAGAAGGAUGGAUUUGAUGAUGUAAAGAACAAAAUAGGCAGUGUUGUAUUCCGUGUGACUAAAGAGAGUUUGAUGGAUUGGCUAACUACAGAUAUGCAUGAGGCAUGCCUUAAGAUUGAAAAAAAAUGCGGGGUCUUAACUGUCCAUGGAGAUGCCGAUGAGGUCAUUCCUGUGGAAGAUGCUAUGAAGUUUCACAAGAUCAUACCAAACCGCAGACUACAGAUUGUAGGAGGAGCAAAUCAUGGAUACACUUCACAUCAAGCUGGAUUAACGACAAUUGUUUUGAACUUCAUUAAAGCUGCAGUGUGGCAAUGGUAUUUUGAAAGCUCACAACGAGGAAACCAGUAUGGCAUUUCAUAAAAUAUUAUCGGUACCAAUGGGUCAUUUUUAGUUUUAGAAAAUUGUUGACAGUUUCCUUGUUGUAUGGUAGUUGACAAGUUGUAUGGUUAAGGUGAUAUAAAAGGCAAUGAACCUUGCUAAAAGGACCAAGUUUUAUGGAAUUAUAAAUUUUUGCCUUAUGCAAUGUAGACAUGAUAAACUAGUGGAA
Carica papaya (papaya) is the source of this 1382-nucleotide messenger RNA. NCBI's taxonomy places the organism in Eukaryota, Viridiplantae, Streptophyta, Magnoliopsida, Brassicales, Caricaceae. The record is from RefSeq and is a predicted model, not a curated record.